UCAGCUAUAGUUCAGUCCUCAGACCUCAUAUGUAUGUGUAAUUUGUCAAAAAUAAACAGUAACGGUCGCUAAAAAUUUAGUUAUCAACGCCCGUUGAAGGGUUGAAGCUCUCUUAAAUCUCUGCUAGAUUCAACUGUUAUGGCUUCCAUCUUCAGAUCGCAAUCGGUUCUUCUCAUUUUUUACAUUCAAUUUUGCCUUUCUCUCCUCGCUCCGGCUCUCGCUAUUUCGUCCGGGUCUGGCGAUGGUUACACCAUUAAUGGUCGAGUGAAGAUUACAGGCAUGGAUGCAAAAGGUUUUGGUCUUCCUGGAAAACUAUCCAAUGUCAAAGUUAUACUUAACGGUGGCCAAGGCAUCACUUCUCUAAGGCCUGAUGGAUAUUUUUCAUUCAAUAAUGUGCCAGCAGGGACUCAUUUGAUUGAAGUGGCUGCAGUAGGCUAUUUCUUUUCUCCAGUCCGAGUUGACGUUAGUGCCAGAUUCCAAGGCAAGAUUCAGGCAGCAUUGACAGAGAACAGGAGAGGUCUAAGUGAGUUGGUAUUAGAGCCGCUGAGAGAUGAACAGUAUUAUGAGAUUAGGGAACCCUUCUCCAUAAUGUCGGUUGUCAAAAGUCCAAUGGGUCUUAUGAUGGGAUUUAUGCUGGUGGUUAUGUUCGUAAUGCCCAAAUUAGUGGAGAACAUGGAUCCUGAGGAAAUUAGGCGAGCACAAGAAGAAAUGAGGCAACAAGGGGUUCCCUCCCUAGCAAACUUAAUACCAGGAGCACAGAGAUAAAUUGAUCAAAUCAGGCUCAUCCACACGAUGUCAGGAGCUGAAAAGCAGCAUUGUGAUAGAGAGGCGUUAUUGGUAUUCAGCAGAACAUUCAUGCACAAUUAUCGACUCUUGCUUAUCAUACUUUCAACAAUUUGUUUAUUAUACUCUCGAAGGCUGUGUUAUUAACAAUGUUCCUGAUUAGCUUAGCGGAGAUAUUACCCGUUAUUUUGAUUCUUGAUUUUAAGAUUGUGUCCCAAAUUUUAUAUUCUUAGUAUCAUUAUUUUGUUUGCUCUCU
Molecule: messenger RNA, 1039 nt
Organism: Manihot esculenta (cassava)
Lineage: Eukaryota; Viridiplantae; Streptophyta; Magnoliopsida; Malpighiales; Euphorbiaceae
Product: ER membrane protein complex subunit 7 homolog
Exons: 7
Coding region: 139-765 (208 amino acids)
Cellular component (GO): EMC complex
Molecular function (GO): carbohydrate binding
Source: RefSeq, a predicted model, not a curated record